Messenger RNA from Rhizopus microsporus ATCC 52813, 1343 nucleotides. RefSeq lists its product as uncharacterized. The transcript has 5 exons. Gene Ontology annotation, biological process: cytoskeleton-dependent cytokinesis. The coding region runs from base 453 to 1031 and encodes 192 amino acids. NCBI's taxonomy places the organism in Eukaryota, Fungi, Mucoromycota, Mucoromycetes, Mucorales, Rhizopodaceae. Gene Ontology annotation, cellular component: dynactin complex. The record is from RefSeq and is a predicted model, not a curated record.
UGACAAAGGUUGUAGUAGGCGCUUUUAAUAAAAAAAAAGUCAUUCACUUGAACUGAAGAAUAUGUGUGUGUAUUAUUACCUCACUAGAUCAUACAUCGUAUCUGGACUAUGCUUGUCUCUUUGAAAGAAUUUGAUAGCUUCUUUACAAUAUCCUAUUGCCUUAGUUAAAAAUUUUCUGGUAUCUUGUUCUUGAACAUGAGCAGGUAGUCCUGGAUCUAUUUCGUCUACUUGAGCGAUCAAGAGAUCAGAUAUUUCAAGUGCAAUUGUCGCAGCCUUUCUUUUAUUGCCCAACUCAAGUUCAGUAUCAUAUCGACUUUGUUGUUCCUUUAGUUCCUGUGCAAAGGGUGAUUGACGAAUAAAGCCAAUGGCAUAAGUUACUUUCUUUCCCAUUUGCAAUAAAAAAAAAGGUCUGAGAAAAAAAGGGGGUAGAGGGUGUUUUCACUCAUUAUAAAAUGGAUGAGUAUGGCUUCGAAACUAGACUAAGACAUUUGGAAUAUGUCUUGCUUGGCCAACAACAACAACAACAAAUAAAGAAACCAGAUGAUGCUAUUGUACAGCGAUUAGGGAAGCUAAAUAGAAAACUUCAAUCUAUUUAUCAAAAACAUAAACCCAUUGAAUACUUUAUGGAGACAUAUGAUACCCAUUCUAAAUUACUGAACCCAAAUACCUCGACAUAUUCAAUGGAAAGAGAAUUACUAUCGACUGAUGUCAAAUUAGAAUUAUUACUUGCUGCUCAAGAUGACCUAAAGAAGUUUGCGCAAGAAGUAAAGCAAGUCAAGUCAUUAGAACACGUCGUCAAUGGAGCCGACUUUGAUGUUGUUGACGAACUCAAGCCUAAAUUAUCUGAAUUGGAUAUAGUUCAUGUUGAUCAAACCAGACAAUUGAACAAACUGACAAAAGAAAUAUCAGAGUUAAUGGAAAGAUAUAACAAGACUGUCAAUACGGUAUCUGAAAUAUUCAUUGCAUGGGACAACAUAUUGACAAGUAUCGAGACUCAUGUCGCUAAUAUGGAACAUCAAAAGCAGAAUUAAAAAAUUUAAUAAAUACCAUUUCUUUCUUUUUCUUUUUAUUUUUGUGUAUAUAAUGGAAGACCUUUAUUCUGACAACGACCCUCAUUACCGAGAAACACGCGUUCCUUCAGGGAUCCCGCCUCCCUCUUUACGCGAUCUUAAACGAUCAGAAGAUUUGUCAAGAUAUAAUCCUGCAUUACUACGUCCAAUGAAGUCUCGGGAUAAUAAUAAUAAUAGCAGUAGCCGUUAUCAACCUUACUCACAGGAAGAAGACAUUCGUCGAAACCAAAGACAGCAACAGCAGCAACAGCAACAACAGCAGCAACAACAGCA